GAACAUGCGUUCUUUAAAAAAUGAAAAUUUUACUUUUUUUAUAAUUUUUUAAAUGCAACAAUAGUUGCAAGUAACAAUAGCCACUAGAGAGACGAUACCUAUAUUUAAACCGAGCCCAACAUUUUUUCACUAAGCAUUUUUUAAUUCUAUUUUGGGAUCUAGGAAUAUCAAAUGAAACUUUUAAAACCUCAAUGGGUUAAUCACAAUGGUUGUGCUAUUUAUUCAAUAGAUAUUCACCCUAAUCUCAAACGCUUUGCUACAGGGGGAUUAGGAAAUGAAUGUGGGAAAAUAGUAAUAUGGAACAUGGAUCCGGUCGUUAACGAGGAUAAAGAAAAAAAUGACGCCAUUCCUAAAAUUUUAUGCCAAAUGGAUAACCAUUUAUCUUGCGUCAAUUGCGUUAGAUGGUCAAAUUCGGGCGAAUAUUUAGCUUCGGGGAGUGACGACAAAUUGAUCAUCAUUUGGAAAAUGGCUUACAAAAAUAUAUCCAAGGAUAUCACUGGGGAAUACUGGAAAUCUCAUUACAUGUUAAGGGCCCAUGUUGGAGAUGUACUGGACGUUUCAUGGUCUCCUCACGAUGCUUAUUUGGCUACCUGUAGUGUCGAUAACACUAUAAUUAUCUGGGACGCGCUCAAAUUUCCAGAUAUCAUUCACGUGAUCAAAGGUCAUACUGGAUUAGUUAAAGGUGCCACUUGGGAUCCUACCGGCAAAUAUCUGGCUACUCAAUCAGAAGACAGAACAUUAAGAAUAUGGCGCACUGCGAACUGGAAACAAGAAGUUCAGAUCACAAAACCUUUCAAAGAAUGUGCCGGCACUACUCACGUGUUGAGAUUGGGAUGGUCUCCCGAUGGUCAUUAUAUUGUUUCUGCUCACGCCAUGAACAAUUCUGGCCCUACCGCGCAAAUCAUCGAAAGAAACGGCUGGAAGGUAAACAUGGAUUUCGUGGGUCAUCGCAAGGCUAUCACCUGUGUCAGAUUUAACCCCAAUAUUCUCAUGAAAAAAAUCAAAAAAGGCACUAAUAAACCUCAACAGUACUCAGUAUGCGCUCUUGGAAGCAAAGAUCGUUCUUUAUCAAUCUGGAUGACCGCUUUGAAAAGACCAUUGGUUGUAAUUCACAGUUUAUUCAUGCAGCCUAUCAUGGAUAUAUCAUGGGGAAGUAACGGUAAAUAUUUGCUGACUUGUUCAUUGGAUGGAACAGUUGCCUAUGUUGAGCUUGAUAGCGAAGAAAUUGGGGUAGCCUUAUCCAAAGAAGAAAAGCUCGUAAUGCAAAAGAAGAUUUAUGGCAGCGAAUACGAUUUACUAAACCCACUCGAAAAAAAUUUCCCCCGACAUAAAAAGGAUAACGCGAAUGUCACUAAGAAACUGUAUAAAGAUUCUUUUCCCCAAAAAUAUGAGAAACCCCUGGAUAGACAAAUUGAAUUACGAUUACCUGGCGGAAAAAGGAGGAUUACACCUAUUUUCAUACCAAAUUUCGAAGAAACACUACUUAUAUCUAAUGGCAUAGCACAAAUAUUCAAUACAUCUGCAGCCAAAAAGAGCAAUAUAAAAGUUGAAAAAAGAGCCUCCCUAACGACUAACCUAGAUAAACAACAAGACCUGUCCUCUCACACAAACAUUUUGGCCAACGUGAAAGAAUCGCGUUGCAUAACUAAAACAGCAACAUUAAAUUCAUCACAUAAACAAGAUCAAUUCAAUUUUAACGUUGAUGCCAUAAAUCAAAAAUUCCAGAAACAAUUAAAUCCAGAACCUAGCAACAGCCCAUACAAAUAUAUCCAUAAUGUUUCAAAUAAAAAUUUGAUUAUUGAAAGUAAUACUCAACAGUUAUCGAUACCUUACCUUCAGAAUUCAUUUACUCUUCAAAUCACAAAUAAAUCGUUAUCACCCAUAACAUUAGAAAUUAAAAAUUGUAAAUUAAACGACGACCAAUAUGUAACCACAAUCUCGGCUUACUACCUAUCUGACCAAAAUUCUCAUGAUAAAGAACUUCAAUUACAAAAGUUGAAAUGGCGGAAUUCUAUAUCUAUAUCCCCAGUCAAUUUGAUAGCGUGCAACGAGGACGUUGUCAUUGCGUCAUUACACAAAUUCCCUGGAAUCGUAUAUUUUUGCCUCAAGUCUGGUCGAAAAUUAUUGCCUCCGUUGAUGCUUUCUUCCCAUAUUUCAUACCUUUUUGCGAAGAACUCUUACGUGCUGGCUAUAACAUCGAAAGCAAAAUUAUAUUUAUGGGAAACAUCAAAUUCUUAUUUCGAUUCUGUCAAAUGCAUAAUCAAUGAUAUCACGGCCACACCCAUACAAACCGAGAUUGAUCAACUUGAUGACAUCGAUAUAACUUCCCAUGGAAAUCCAAUCUUACAUUUUUGCAAUGAUCACACCUACACUUAUGACGAUAAUUUACGGAGUUGGCUAUUGAUUGAUAUGAAGGAUGAUAUCUUGGAAAAAUAUUUUACAAACAUGUAUAUGAACUCGGUAAAAGAUGAUGAUGACCCAAUGAAUUCCCUUUAUUGCCUGAAGAAAUAUCAAAAGUUUGGUCUCAACACUUCAAAUCAAGACAAUUUUAACAUCGCGUCAAUAUUACAAUCUGAUACCUCCGUUGUCAAAAUAUGCUUAAAAGACACCGAGAAUAAGCAUUUAUCGAGGUUUCUGCAAAAUCAAGUUACUACAUCGUAUCAACUCAAGUCGCAAUCUGAAUUUUUAUUUUGGUUCAGAACUAUGGUUAAGCACAUCAUUAAGACAAAUUCGAAAACUGAAUUACACGGACUGAUACUUAGCCUUUCCUCUAAGUCAUUCGGUGAUAAAAAUACUAUCAAUAAAGACCUUUUUCAAAUUAUUUUUGAAAGUAUGGAAUCUUCUUCAGAAUUUAAGCCGUGGAUAGAUAAAUUUAAAAAUAUGAUUGACUAUGAUAUUAGUUAAAAAAAAUAUUUGUAAGUAUAAAAUGAUUCUAUUUAUAUUCUACAUAGCAUUAAUUACAAUUAUACAAUA
This is a messenger RNA of Gordionus sp. m RMFG-2023, 2973 nucleotides long. Its product is annotated as protein HIRA-like. Gene Ontology annotation, biological process: regulation of DNA-templated transcription; DNA-templated transcription; chromatin remodeling. The transcript has 25 exons. The record is from RefSeq and is a predicted model, not a curated record. Gene Ontology annotation, molecular function: nucleosome binding; protein binding. NCBI's taxonomy places the organism in Eukaryota, Metazoa, Nematomorpha, Gordioida, Chordodea, Parachordodidae. Bases 172 to 2904 code for a protein of 910 amino acids. Gene Ontology annotation, cellular component: HIR complex; nucleus; chromatin.